Molecule: messenger RNA, 1870 nt
Organism: Anolis carolinensis (green anole)
Lineage: Eukaryota; Metazoa; Chordata; Lepidosauria; Squamata; Anolidae
Gene: trappc1
Product: trafficking protein particle complex subunit 1
Exons: 5
Coding region: 147-584 (145 amino acids)
Biological process (GO): endoplasmic reticulum to Golgi vesicle-mediated transport
Cellular component (GO): TRAPP complex
Source: RefSeq, a predicted model, not a curated record
CUUAACAGGCAGACCCGCGACGAAAAGCGGGCCAAUCAGCGAAGUGGAUAUGACUUGACUCGCAUUCCCUUCCGGAAGUAAACGAUAUUGGAGGGGAAGCAGUGAAAGAGGGGAGUGGUUGCUAUAGCGACGACAGGAGGAAGAAGAUGACGGUUCACAACUUAUACAUCUUUGAUCGCAAUGGUGCCUGCUUACACUAUAGUGAAUGGAACAGAAAGAAGCAAGCCGGGAUUUCCAAAGAAGAGGAGUACAAGCUGAUGUACGGCAUGCUCUUCUCCAUCCGCUCCUUCAUUAGCAAGAUGAGCCCUGUGGACAUGAAGGAUGGUUUCCUCUCCUUUCAGACCAGCAAGUACAAGUUGCACUAUUAUGAGACCCCCACAGGGCUAAAGGUGGUAAUGAACACAGACUUGGGAGUAGGAAACAUUCGAGAUGUGUUGCAUCAGAUCUACAGCUAUAUUUAUGUGGAGUAUGUUGUCAAAAAUCCUCUGUGCAGCAUGAACGAGACCAUCCAGAGUGAGCUCUUUCGAAACAAGCUGGACAGUUUCGUCCGUGGCCUGCCCUUCUUCUCAGCUCGGGCAGGCUAAGGUUCCCCAUUCUCAGAAGACUCUUUCCUGUGAUGUACAUAAAAAUUGUCAUGAGCCUGGCUCUUUCUGCACUGGAGAUGCCGCUGUCAUGGCAACUGACCCCAGAAUGCUAUUGGAGCCCAGUACCAGAACUCUCAGCUUGGGACAGACACAGUCUUCUUGUGGCUUCCCCACCUCCCUUCUUCAAAUCAUGGUCUUCAGACCCUUCAACUGGCCAUUCGUCUCCUGUAUUGUGGUCUCCUUCCCCUUCUCUCUCUCCUCUUAGAUAGAUCAGGCCUCGGGGUCUGCUCGUGUUCCCUGGACUGCUUUCUCCCCCUUACCACAGUCCUUUGCUGGCCUAGACCUGUUCUUUUCUAUUUAUAGAGGCCACUUGCUUCUUUGCCUCAUCUCCCUGCUCCCCCAAUUCCUAUUUAUAGUCUUCCCCUGCUUUUCCAGUUCAGUGCGCUUCCUCAGCCGCCUGGACAUGACAUCAAGCUCCCUGGGGACAUAAAGAGACAUUGCAGCAGCCUGCCUUUUCCAAAUACAUCUCUUCGAAAAGACAAAUUAAUGAUCUGGUUUCUCAUUUCUGCUGCUGAGAAGUAUCAACCCGUACAAAAGGUUGAGAAACAAUCCAUACCUUUUGGCUUUCGGGUUAAAAAAAAAAAAAAACUAUACUCGAACUUUUGUGAAAUGAUAAUAAGGAAUGUGUCUACAGCUCAUAAAAAGUUGGCCAACCUCUUUCAGUACCAGGCCUUUGAAAAUCACUGUCCUAUCUAGUUGUUGCCAAUAUGCAUUGUAGUUUUUCUGUUUACAAAGGCUACUGGCAAUCCAUCAAGACUGUUCAGGAGUGCUUCCAAGAAAACCUGGCCAGUCGGUGAGAGUCUUGGCCAUCUCAUUUCCAAUUCAAGAGAUGCCAAAACCCAGUGAGGCAUAUUAAAAUGUUAGUUCCAAGUUCUGGCUUCACGCUGGGCUUUUUAUUUUACUUCCUUAGGCUAAGAAGCCCAGAGAACAAAAAUAUAUAUAAAAGGUUCUGCAGCUGUCCCUCUAGGCCAAAAUAUAAGUGUGGGGGUUCGCUUCUGCAUAUAUUCUGUGCUCCCAAAAGCAGCUGGUGGACUCCUUUUACAUAUUUUGGUUGCUUCAGGCAUCUUCUACUCUGGGAUGUUUUCUCCAACUUGUGCUUCUUUCCAGCCUCUUAAACGCAACUCAAUCAGAAAUAACUGCUGUGUGUCUUUGUGUCAUGAUAAAUUUUGCAUGGGUUGAAAGCUUCGGCACACAUUCCAUUAAAUGUUACACCCGCAGCCUGGCAA